Rubroshorea leprosula is the source of this 1938-nucleotide messenger RNA. NCBI's taxonomy places the organism in Eukaryota, Viridiplantae, Streptophyta, Magnoliopsida, Malvales, Dipterocarpaceae. The record is from the annotation of a GenBank genome assembly.
UCCUCCACCAUCAAUUCAGUGAUUUCCGUAUCCUCUUUUCCUUUCUUCUCCGUGGAAAUUCUGCUCACCUACAGCCGAGGUUGUUGAGAGUCAACCCGUGUCUAACUUUGAUCUCCGGUCAACCUCACCGUUUUACGCCACCGUCAUUCCCUCCUCGACCGAGCUCUGAAGCAAGUAAGCAACGCCGACUUUUCCGAUCCUUUUCCUCGGAAAAUCAGUGAGCCGGGUGAUCUUUUACAGACAGGUGGAUAGUCAGAGUAUCGACGGACAAAUUUCUCUACCGGCGAGUGGUGGCCACGAAAUGGGGGCGGAGUCGGUUCCUGGCGUCGGAGAUACGCUGACAGACUGUCAAGGUGCUUCGUUGUCGCUUCCGCUGGCGGCUUACGACGAGUCGAGUGCCGCUGUAAGGGUGCAGAAGGUGUAUAAGAGUUAUCGCACCAGGCGUCGGCUAGCCGACUCGGCUGUGGUUGUUGAAGAGCUAUGGUGGCGGGCCAUAGAAUUUGCCAGACUGAAUCGCAGUACAAUUUCCUUCUUUAAUUUUUCGAAACCUGAAACAGCGGCUUCUAGGUGGUAUCGGAUUACCUUGAACGCUUCCAAGGUGGGAAAGGGCUUGGGCAGAGACGCUAAGGCACAACAAUUGGCUUUUCAGCAUUGGAUUGAAGCUAUUGAUGCACGGCAUCGCUAUGGCCAUAACUUGCAUACUUACUUCCUUGAAUGGUAUAAAAAUGAUGCUGGGCAGCCCUUUUUCUUCUGGUUGGAUCUAGGUGCUGGAAAAGAGAUUGAUCUCGAAGAAUGCCCAAGAUCAAAGCUUCGACAACAAUGCAUCAAGUAUCUUGGCCCGCAAGAGAGGGAACAUUAUGAAUACAUUGUUGAUGAAGGACAGAUUAAACAUAAACAAACUAAAGAACUCCUUGAUACAAUCAAUGUAUCUAAAGAAGGAAAAUGGAUGUUUGUUAUGAGCACCUCUAAGCAACUCUAUGUCGCUGAGAAGAAGAAAGGGUUGUUUCAUCACUCCAGCUUCUUGGCUGGGGGAGCUACAUUAGCUGCAGGAAGGCUAGAAGUAGAGCAGGGAAUUGUUAAAUCUAUUUCUGCACAUAGUGGACAUUACAAGCCUGACAGCCUUGACAAUUUCCUAUCCUUCCUCAAGGAGAAAGGGGUGAACAUAAAUGAAGUUAAGAUAUGCAAAACAACGGAUGAUUCUAAUAGCUGCUGUGGUGGCAAAUCCAAUGGACUUGGAAUUUUAUCGGAAAUUUUUACAAACUCAGAUCUUCAUGAACUUGAAAUUCCAGCUGAAGAGAAGACUGCACCCCCAGAGUCACUCGAAAAUGACCAAACAGGGACCAGGACUACUUACAAAAGGACUCUAUCUGGAGGUCUUAAGAGCCCAAGGGCUGAGGUGCCCAAAACUUCUAUAUUAAAGAGGAUUAACUCUAAGGAGGCAGCAAAAUCAUUCCAAUUAGGACAUCAGCUCUCAAGCAAGUGGACAAGUGGAGCUGGCCCAAGGAUUGGAUGUGUUGCAGACUACCCCCUAGAACUCAGACAACAGGCACUAGAGUUUGUCAACCUAUCUCCAUGAACUCCCCAUUCCCCUCGGACACCAUCAGCCUCAAGGCGCAUGGGUGGCCUUGCAUCACUUUCAGCUGAACCCAAUUUGGAUGUUUAUGGCCAAGACGCUGAUGGAACCUCUGGUGUCUGAGUAUCCUGAAUCAGCAUCUAGUUUUGUGCUUCUACCCUAGUGGAUGCAUUAGUGAAAUGUAUAUAUCUAGUAUGCUCUUUAUUUAUGCCACUUGAACCAGUCUAGAAGAUAAGUAUCUAGUCACUUAGCUGGUGGCUUCCCACCUUCAGGUUUUGUCUCCUCUUUUUUCCGUUAAACAUCUCCCUUGAUAAUAAGGUUAAGCUAGUUAUCAAAAUAUUUAGAAAUCAAAUUUCUGAGCUGUU